GCAGCAGGCGAAGACAAAGAGUGGGAUGCAAUAAAAAACACAACAAAAAAAAAAAUAACCAAAUCAAAAUUAAAAAAGAGUUUAAUAAAUAAAAUUAGAGGAAAUUUAAUAAUCCAAAUCGCUAGCGCUUUAAAUAUGUGGACACGUUGCCUGUUACUUUUUGCCUACGCGUCAUGCCUUUGGACGCACGGCGCCGCUGUCAAGUAUGGCGAAACGCCGAAUAGCAGCGAAGUGGCGCCCCCACCGCCUGCAAUACCCGCCAUACAGUGGACGGGUGGGCAAUUUGAGUUUCCCGGCUCAUCGCGUUCGCUCUUCCGCAGCUCCGGAAAGUUCAUAUCGAAAAAUGUGAUUGCGACGCGUGCACAGAUUGUAGGCGAUACGGUCUUUCUUGCGCUGCCACGCUACAAACACGGUGUGCCAGCGACGCUCGUCAAGACCACCAUGAAGCCGGGCGCUUGUCAAGCUAAAUUUUCACCGUUUCCCUGCUGGGAUAUGCAGGAUGAUAGCACCUGCAAAGGUUUUCAAUCGGUAGUCGAUUUGGUGGUUGAUCAAAAUGAGGUGCUCUGGGUGUUGGACACGGGCAUUGUGAACACACUCGAAACGCCGGAACGUAAAUGUGCCGCAAAAGUGGUGGCGCUCUCCGUAAAGACUGGCAAAGUGUUGAAAUCAAUUUCCUUAGAAGGUUUGACCUCACCAAACUCACGUCUGCAAUAUGUAGUGGUGGAUUACGCGCCCGACGGUAGCUGCUUCGUGUAUGUCAGCGAUGCUGCAAAUCGUGCCAUACUCGUUUAUAACCUACAAGCCGAUCGUGGUUUUCGCGUGGUAUUACCGAAGGCUGUCUCUUCGGGUUGUCGCGCUCGUGAUGUGCUCUAUAUUGCGUUGAUACGUAGGGAUUGUGGCACAACAGAGUUGUAUUUCACCUAUCUGAGCACAAAUCAUCUCUUCUCACUGCAAUCGGAGUAUUUGCGUAGUGGUGUGGCGGAUGGGCGUAUAAUGGACUUGGGCAAGAAACCCUCACGCAUGGUCAUUAUCGGCACGGAUAAUGGCUCGGCUAUAUUCUUCCGUAAUGAAGGCGAUGCUGAGGUCUAUCGUUGGGAUACCUCCACGCCUUUCACACAGUCGAAUUUCAAGCCGGUCUACCGCAGCGACACCUGUCAGUUGGCAACGCACGCUGUACCUGACUACAAUCGCAACACGAUGCGGGUGCUGCAGAGUAAUUUCCCAGAUUAUAUGCAGAAUCGGGUUGGUUGCGGUGCCAUACAACAGUUAUCUGUUAUGCAGGGCUGUUGGUAGUAAAUAGAAGAAAGUAGUCAAGGCAGAAUUAAGGAAAUUUGUGUUCCAUUGGUGAUGGGUAUUGAAUAGUUAGGAUUAAUAAGUGAUUUAAGUAUUCGAAAUAUAUUUUUUCAUAAUUAUUUAUAUGAC
Messenger RNA from Ceratitis capitata (Mediterranean fruit fly), 1422 nucleotides. RefSeq names its product protein yellow (gene yellow-g2). Bases 136 to 1293 code for a protein of 385 amino acids. The record is from RefSeq and is a predicted model, not a curated record. The transcript is spliced from 2 exons. Gene Ontology annotation, cellular component: extracellular region. Lineage: Eukaryota; Metazoa; Arthropoda; Insecta; Diptera; Tephritidae.